UAACGUUCCGGCAACUUCUGAUUAAGGGAACCAGAACCACUGUCAAAAAAAUUUAUGCAAACUUGCCUGCAAAGUAACAGGUGGCUCCAUCGCAGAAUUGACGACGACGAUGGUCAACAACAGGCGUGACGAGCUGCAGCAACCCUUUUUAAACCGCUGGUAUUCAGUCAACUCGAGUGUGGAGGCUCUCCGAGAGCAGCCAAGAGCCUCUUCACUAGAGCCUCUAGAACUAGCCUCAGACGAAGGCAACCAACCUUUCAGGGUUUUGUAGAUUCUCCACAGUGCGAAAGCAUGUCGCCGCCAUCGAACUACAAUGGAACACGGCGGGUUGAAUUCUCUGGUCUACCGACCAUUGAUUCUGGGGCGCCCGAAGAGCAGCAAACGCCGCAUUGGGACUCUGAGACAGACCAUCUGCUAUCGUACUUUCUAGGAGAUCCUAAUGGGCAUAGUACACCUGGUCAAUCCUACCAGGAUUUUUCGUCGGCACCGAAUCCAUCGAAUGCUGACAUGAACCCACCGUUAGGAAUGAAUGCUAGCUACGGUCCUGGCUCUUCGAGGACAAGUUCCAAUUCCACUCUCACAGAUGCGGCAGACCCUCAACAGCCAAGAACCCCGGCUAUGCAAUUCUAUCAUCCAUCUCACAGUUCAUCUCAUUCUUCGCAACAACAACAUCAACCACCGCAACCGAUUGGUUACGCACGCCACACCGUAGACAACAUUGCUUCAAUGCAAGCAGCAGCCCAACAAGCACAGCAAGGCCAAAGUCAACUCGUUUCAUCCAGUUCCUCUUCAUCUCUUUCCUCACUCGCGGUCACCCUUGUGUCUGGUGGUCCUGUCCUGCACCAUCAGAUGCAUCAUACCGGUAGGCAUCACAGUCACGCCCCAACAACCGCGGGCACUAGCACGUCAGGAUCCACAUCUGAGCGACCGGGAAGCGCAAAUAGUGGCAAGAUACGGGCUAGUAAUAGUGAUUCGCCCCCGGGGCAUGGAGAUGAUUCACCCAUCUCCCCUGCGGCUAUGAUUGGGACAGCGCAGGAGAAUCUGAUGCUGCCCCCACCGUCAAGAAAUGUCCCACCUGGCACAGGUAGUCGCGGCCCAGCACCACGGCAGGCAAAUCAGAUUUCUUCGCAGUCAUCUUCCCAACAGCAAAGGAGAAAAGAUGGACCAAGCACACAACAACCACCUCCACCGCAACAGGCUUAUCCCAUUGUCUAUCCGGGUCAAAGUCAACCCGUGGCUGCAGUAGAUCACGGCAAUAAGGAUUCGCAUUUGGAAUGGCUGAACCAACUGAAUGCCAGGGCCAAGGCUGCCAAUCAGAAUCAAAGGACAAACCAACCCGCUAACACUACAAUCCUACCUCCGGGAACUCUAGUCAGCAUUCAGCAUCAGGCACCACCAGUGGCACAACAUCCGACCGCUAUUCCCGUACCAGCGGCCGCCGGAACACAUGUCUUUCAUGCAGGGACGUUUCCUACCGCCGCUGCGGCGGCCGCUGCUGUAGCACAGAACCCAAUGCUGUACCAGGCAGCUUUGAAUCACAAGUUCCAUUUGGCCGCCACUUCGCAGGGAGAAUCCGAAGAGAAACGAGCUAGACGGCUAGAACGUAAUCGAGAAAGCGCUCGCAAAAGUCGUCGGCGAAAAAAGGAACGACUGGCCACUUUGGCGGCGCAGGUAGAUAAGUUGCAUACGAAGAUCGAAGAUGAGCGGAAGAACCAGGUCAACGCUAUGUGCUCUACUCUCAAGCAAGUUCGACACGAUGAAAUGGUUAAGCUCAUGGAAGAAGUGAAAGAAAACAUGGAGCAGCUGAAUCAGGACCCGGCCAUCCAGCAGAGGCUUGCGACAAUCUUGCGCAGUUCCUGUGGAGGCAGUCAAAUUGCGCAGGCAACGGUUGAGUUCCAAUACAAUACUUUGAAGCAGGUAUUGCUUCCACGGUACCAGAAAUUCCUUUUGUGGCUUACACUGCACAACGACGGGUUCUUCACGGCUGGAAAGGACGAAUACACGCGAAGGGAUGGAAAGCAGAUCCUCCGAGUGUCUUCUGGCAGAGUCAGCUCCAAACAGAUCGGCGAUGAGUUGACGAACGGUUGGAAAACAGAAAAGUCGGACAGCAAGAAGAAGGGCAAGAGCGACAGUCAAGAUAUUGCAGAGAGGUCCAAUCCCACUUCUCGUGCGCUGGAUGCUCCCCGCAUGUGGCCUUUGCUCUGCUUUGAACUUAGUAUUAGCGUUGACCAGGAAGAGCGUCUCAUGCAAGCAUUGAAGCGUCUCCAACAAAUGGAGAACUUGGCGGACUAUCGAUCGCAGCUAGCUGCCGCCACAAAGAUGACCUCUAGUUUGACUGAUGCUAUUAUUUCGACGCAGUGCCAGAUUGCAUCUGCUCGGGAGGAAAAGUCCUUCUUGGAUGUGCUUUCUCCAGAGCAGACGAUCAAGUUUCACGAAUGGAAGGCUGCGAAUCAGGAGCGAUCUGCCAGGUUUAUUCGCGAGAAGCGACCGGCUCCUGAGAAGUGCUACCCUGUCUUCAAGGAAACAUCUCUCGUUGAGUUUUGCAAGAGAUUGGAAGAGGUGUUGCGAAUCUCGAACAAAAAACAGGACGAAAAGAUGGAGAUGUGAAAGGAAAAUAGGAGGCGAAAUUGUAUAUACGAAACAUCAUAGAUUGAACAAAGAUACCCGGCGGCCGAGAAUGUGUAGUUCUAAUAAAAUAGAUUUGGCUGGACCCGCACAUUUGGCAUCACCUCGUUCCGGCAAUGAGGGAACGGCGGAAUUUCAGAGA
This is a messenger RNA of Seminavis robusta, 2767 nucleotides long. Lineage: Eukaryota; Bacillariophyta; Bacillariophyceae; Naviculales; Naviculaceae. The record is from the annotation of a GenBank genome assembly.